AUGCUGCCCAACCACUACCAUGUAGUUCAGUCGGUAGCACUGCCAAUAUUUGGUCCACAAGUUCCACUUCUAUCAACAGAACUUUUGUUUCCAUUCGAAUCUUCAUUUAAUUCAUCGUGUACUCCUGCAACUCCAUCAACAUAUCUAUUUGCAUAUUCCAAUGAUUUGGAUCCAGAAAUAGUUUUAGAUUCUCUAGAUACUGUAUCUUCGAAGUUGGACUUUUUUCAAACAAAAUAUGUAACAUUUGCGAAUGUCCGUUUUGACAAGAGGGGAGGUGAAGAAAUUUCGUAUCACUCUGAUAUCAACAAUUUCACCGAUUCGGUUAAAAACCAGUUGCCAAACUCAACGAUUGGAUUUUUGAAUCAAACAACUGGAAGUGACAUUUUGAAUGUUAUUCAGAAGUUUUUGGAGAAUGAUCGGUGUGGAUCAACAAUACUCGUUCUACUUGGAAGGAAUCCUGAUGAUAGAAAUGAUGUCUCAAGAAUUAUUGAUCAGCUACAGAAACAACGAGUUUUUGUAAGAACCGUUGUGUUUGAGAGCCCUCUGGGAGGUCAAAACUCGUCAGUGAUGUACAACUUUUCAUCAGAGACAAAUGGCAUUUGUGUUUUUUCUUAUCAGAAUGAAUUUGAUGAUGCCGUUGACUUUUGUACUAAUGGAAUUCAAAAUGAGUAUCUCCUUUAUGCCUACAAUCCAUUUGUUUCUGGACAAGGCUCCCUUCAACUUCCACCUUUGCAUACUCCCAGUUACUUUUACCAAAAAAUACCUGUUGCUGUAGAAAUCACUGUACAAGAUCAUGGAGUACCUUAUGAUUUCCGGGCACUAAACCUGACCGUCACUGCCACCAAUGGAGAAGUUCUUACCAUUAUCGUUGAUCGUGCCCGAUUCGUUCAAUUUAAUGGUUACUUUGACGAAAUAUUGGGUUUGGGAAGGGAUCAGGAUUUCGAGCUGGCUUUGGACUACAACUAUUCGUCGACCAAUAUGGAAGCGUUGGAAAUCAGAAUGUCUGUGAAUCAAAUUCCAGAUAAUAAUUGUAAAAUAAAUCUCUUCAUAACCGUUUUCUUGUUAUUCUCACACUCGGAAGUUUUUUCUGCAAAACCAGGAAAGGUCACCUCCCAAUCUAAACUAACUACUGAGCUCCUCACAACCACAACUUUUGUUCCAACAACGGAAGUUUUACAAGUUAGGAGAUAUCAACAAUUAGAUUUUGUCGACGGAUUGAAGUCUUGCAAGAAUAUUUCUUCAAAUCAUGCUUGCAAGAAUCUAUGUGAGAUUUUCGAAAAAGCACAUCAGAAGUCGUCAAGUGUUCCAAACAACACUUCUUAUUGGAUCGCGGGUAGCAUUAUGGCAAUUCUCACUCUCACUUCCAUAGUUUUGUGUUUCAAAACUUGUGAAUUAAAGCAAGAUCACUCGGAAGAAAUGGAUUUGAGUGGUCUGAAUCGAAAAGAACAGCUUAAACAAAUCCUGCUUGCCCAACCGGAUCCAGAUGCCGAUCCUUCGAAGUUCAAAAAGCAGGGAGGAGUGGUUAUUGCCACGGAUUUCGAUCACGCGUUCAAGAAAAAGUGUCGAGAUAAGAAGGAUGUCGAGUUGGGAGAAGUGGAGUAUGAUGAAGCAGACAAUGAGCAAUACGAUUUCGGAGAAGAAAUCUGGAAUAAGAAACUUUCAGAUGCUUUCCGCUUGUUUUUCAUAGUGUCCAUAACACUUGCUACGGAAUAUUUGUAUACAGAGGAUUCGGAGAAGAAGAAAAUCAAAAAGAAAGUGGAGAAGAAGGACUCAUCGGAUCAGAUUAGCAUAGAUCGAACCCUGUUCAUAGUUUGGAUUGUCGCCACAGCUGCUCUAUCCAUAUUAUUCAUCAUAGUUUUUAUAAUUUGUUUUUGUGAUCGUAAGAGGUAUAAGGAAAAGAUUGGUCAUUUGGAGACAAGCAUUUCAACAAUGGAAUCUAAUCCUAUAAUAAUUCACACGGCAGCUUCUAGUGGAAUGGUUGUGAUGAAAAAUGAGAAGCCCGGAACAGCAGCUGCGAUUGUUUCAAAGCCAAAACCAGAAAGUAAAAUAGAAUCCGUUGAUGAGGAAGAGCAGAUCAAAAAGAAAACGACAAGAAAGUCAAAGAAAAAAGCAAAGAAGACUAGGAAAACAGAAUCCGUGGAGACCACACAGGAAGGAGAACAAUCUGCGAUGAAGUCAGUGGUAAUGGCAACUGGAAAAGAGAAGACGAGAACUGCGAAGACUGCAACAGGUGGGACGGGAACCAAAGAGGAGCCUAGUGAUGGAGACAACUAUCCCAUACCACAACUAUCGACGGGAACAGAUGGAUCAUGUGGGACUGCUGAGUUACAACUUGCUUCGAGAAAAGCUUUUUAA
Messenger RNA from Caenorhabditis briggsae, 2355 nucleotides. The record is from RefSeq and is a predicted model, not a curated record. The transcript is spliced from 13 exons. Lineage: Eukaryota; Metazoa; Nematoda; Chromadorea; Rhabditida; Rhabditidae. Gene Ontology annotation, biological process: innate immune response. Bases 1 to 2355 code for a protein of 784 amino acids.